Piliocolobus tephrosceles (Ugandan red Colobus) is the source of this 1663-nucleotide messenger RNA. It is a transcript of the gene SNX31, whose product is annotated as sorting nexin 31. The coding region runs from base 152 to 1474 and encodes 440 amino acids. The transcript has 14 exons. Gene Ontology annotation, cellular component: early endosome. Gene Ontology annotation, molecular function: phosphatidylinositol binding. Gene Ontology annotation, biological process: endocytic recycling; intracellular protein transport. NCBI's taxonomy places the organism in Eukaryota, Metazoa, Chordata, Mammalia, Primates, Cercopithecidae. The record is from RefSeq and is a predicted model, not a curated record.
GAUGCCCCGGGCCAGGGAGAGCGGGCGCCGGGAUUCGCCCUGAGUCGCGUGGCAGACCCAGCUGCGUCCGCUGCUGCCGAGCUCAGAGCUGCGCACCGCGCCGCCGCCGCAGGUCGGGUUUUCAGCGCUGCUCCCAGGCCACCGCCCAGCCAUGAAGAUGCAUUUCUGUAUCCCGGUGUCCCAGCAGCGGUCCGACGCGCUGGGGGGCCGCUACGUGUUGUAUUCCGUGUAUCUGGAUGGGUUCCUCUUCUGCAGGGUGCGGUACAGCCAGCUGCACGAUUGGAACGAACAGCUAAGACGGGUCUUUGGAAAUUGCCUGCCACCCUUCCCACCAAAGUACUAUUUGGCAAUGACCACAGCUAUGGCUGAUGAGAGGAGGAACCAACUGGAACAAUAUUUGCAAAAUGUAACCAUGGACCCAAACGUGUUGAGAAGUGAUGUCUUCGUUGAGUUUUUAAAACUGGCACAGCUGAAUACAUUUGACAUCACCACCAAGAAAGCUCAUCUGGACAUAUUUCUGCCCAAUGAAGAGACUAUUAAAAUCGAAAUUAUAACAUCAGACACUGCUGAAAGAGUCCUAGAGGUGGCAUCACACAAAAUUGGACUGUGUCGGGAGCUCUUGGGCUACUUCGGCCUCUUUCUCAUUCAGUUUGGCAAGGAGGGCAAGCUCUCUGUUGUGAAAAAAUUGGCCGACUUUGAACUCCCUUAUGUUAGUCUUGGAAGUUCUGAAGUGGAAAACUGUAAGGUUGGACUCCGAAAGUGGUAUAUGGAUCCAUCCCUCGACUCCACGCUGAUGGACUGCAGGGCGGCCCUAGAUUUGCUCUACAUGCAGGCAAUACAGGACAUUGAAAAAGAAUGGGCCAAACCCACACAGGCGCAGAGGCAGAAAUUAGCAGCUUUCCAGAAAGAAGACAAUCAAACAAAGUUUUUGGAGCUGGCCCGGGAGGUUCAGCACUAUGGAUACCUGCAGCUGGAUCCUUGUACCUGUGACUACCCAGAACCAGGCUCUGGAGCUGUUCUGUCUGUCGGCAAUAACGAGAUCAGCUGCUGCAUCACCCUGCCUGACAGCCAGACCCAGGAUGUCAUUUUCCAGAUGAGCAGAGUGAAGUGCUGGCAGGUCACUUUCCUUGGAACUCUGCUGGAUAUGGAUGGGCCCCAGAGAACUCUCAACCAGAAGUUAGAGCUCAGAUUUCAAUACAGUGAGGAUAGUUGCUGGCAGUGGUUUGUUAUUUACACCAAACAGGCUUUUUUGCUGAGUAGCUGCUUGAAAAAGAUGAUCUCAGAAAAGAUGGUAAAGCUAGCUGCUAAGAAUCCAAAAAUGCAGAUUGAAGUUCCGGAACAAAGCAAAAGUAAAAAAUACCACAUUCAACAAAGCCAGCAGAAAGACUAUUCCAGUUUUCUAUGGAGAAAAAGCAAGAUUAAGAUAGCUAAAGAUGACUUCGUUUUUGAAAACAUAAAGGAAGAAGACCUCUGAAGAAAAUUCUCAUAUUUUAAAAUAUCCUUGGAGGCUAUCUCAAGACAGUGAAAGAACUUGGGGAUUCAGGUGGGCUACCUACCAUCAGUGGAGGAAAUUUGACCUCUUCCCAUUGUUUUGGCAUUAAGAUAGACUGUAUUCAUCAAGAUAUUAUACCACAGCACUCUAUGGAAGUCUCAAGAUUAGAAA